CACUCACUCUCUCUCGGAAGCGAGACGACAAAAGAAAAAACAUUUAGGACAAAACCAAAAGAACCCUAAUAAAAGAGAGAGGCAGAGCAAGAAGAUAAGAGAGCUAAAAGCAGGAGAAAAUGGGGAUAAAGGAUCUUCUCAGAUUCAUGAAACCUUACAUUCUUCCCAUUCACAUCCAGAAAUACGCAGGAACACGAGUGGGAAUCGAUGCGUAUUCAUGGCUACACAAAGGAGCGUACUCAUGCAGUAUGGAGCUGUGUUUAGACACUGAUGGGAAGAAAAAGCUGAGAUACAUUGAUUACUUCAUGGACAGAAUCAAUCUCCUUCAACACUAUGAGAUUACCCCAGUCGUUGUUCUUGAUGGUGGUCGUAUGCCCUGCAAGGCUGCCACUGGCGACGAACGCCAAAGGAAGCGAAAGGCAAACUUUGAUGCUGCAAUGGCGAAGCUUAAAGAAGGGAAUGUUGGAGCAGCUGUUGAGUUUUUCCAGAGAGCAGUUAGUGUAACAUCAUCCAUGGCUCAUCAAUUGAUUCAGGUUCUGAAAUCAGAAAACGUGGAGUUUAUCGUAGCUCCAUAUGAGGCUGAUGCUCAGCUAGCAUAUCUAUCCAGCCUUGAACUGGAACAAGGGGGGAUUGCUGCUGUUAUUACCGAGGACAGUGACUUACUUGCCUAUGGCUGCAAAGCUGUUAUCUUUAAGAUGGAUCGGUACGGUAAAGGGGAGGAACUGAUUCUAGAUAAUGUUUUUCAAGCCGUUGAUCAGAAGCCUUCUUUCCAGAAUUUUGAUCAAGAGCUAUUCACUGCAAUGUGCGUACUAGCUGGAUGUGAUUUUCUGCCCUCUGUUCCUGGUGUUGGCAUCUCGAGGGCUCAUGGAUUCAUCUCCAAAUACCAGAGUGUUGAACGUGUUUUGUCAGUUCUCAAGACGAAAAAGGGCAAACUAGUUCCUGAUGAUUACUCCAACUCUCUGAUGGAAGCAGUUUCAGUUUUUCAGUAUGCUCGUGUUUAUGACUUUCAUGCUAAGAAGCUCAAGCACUUGAAACCCCUCUCACAGAACCUCGUGAAUUUAUCAGUUGAAGAGCUUGAGUUCCUGGGACCAGAUCUCUCACCAUCUGUUGCUGCUGCAAUUGCUGAAGGGAAUGUUGAUCCCAUAACCAUGGAGGCUUUUAACCGCUUCUCGGUUUCCGAGAGACAACCGAAGAAGCCUGUCCCA
This is a messenger RNA of Raphanus sativus (radish), 1205 nucleotides long. Its product is annotated as exonuclease 1-like. The annotation marks the transcript as partial. The transcript has 11 exons. Gene Ontology annotation, molecular function: DNA binding; 5'-flap endonuclease activity; metal ion binding. NCBI's taxonomy places the organism in Eukaryota, Viridiplantae, Streptophyta, Magnoliopsida, Brassicales, Brassicaceae. The record is from RefSeq and is a predicted model, not a curated record.